Molecule: messenger RNA, 1761 nt
Organism: Penicillium arizonense
Lineage: Eukaryota; Fungi; Ascomycota; Eurotiomycetes; Eurotiales; Aspergillaceae
Exons: 4
Coding region: 1-1761 (586 amino acids)
Source: RefSeq, a predicted model, not a curated record
AUGGCGCCGAGAAAGGCGGUCGCGAGGGGCAGUACCGAACGGUCCAGUGGUGCUGCUGCCAGUUCUGCUAAUGUAGCAGAACAACUGGGUUCUGCUAUGUCAACUCCCACUGAAGGCUCACGAGCCAAGACUCCCCGGAGAGCUGCCGCGAGAGGCAAAUGGAGUGAGGAGCAGCUCUUUACUAGCGACAAGUCUCUCCUCAUUGAUUUUGACCUUGUGAAACUGCUUGCGCAACCCGAAGCAUGGAACUGCCUUGAAGAAAGCGAGAAGCGGGAGAUCCUUGCUUUACUCCCCGCAAGUGUUCACCCCGAUGCGGAGACCACCUCGGAUGAUCCAAACGCCAAGCUACCUCCCAUCCCCGACAACUUCAUUCGCUACUCGAAUAACUGGCGUGAUGGUAUUCGUCAAUUUCAACUUGAUCUACAAAACGGCCGCUACGACCCUGAAUGGCUGCGCCAGGCUGAGGAUGCCCGACAGAAGCGUCAGUCUGGUGACUUCGACAUCUUCAAAGAGCGUGAAUUCGAGCAAUUUUGGGGCCAAAAGCAAAAGGCAGCUAUGCGUGCAUUUGCUGGAGAGACGGCACAGGUGAAAAUGAAGACUCUUAUUGACGAGGGUGCUUUCCAGCUGGGUGAUAUCUGGAGAUUCGAAUAUGUUUACGGAAAGGGCGCGGACAGAAUAUUUAUCCAAAAAGAGACCCGGAUUCAUAAAUUUGAUGGAGCAAAAAUGACCUUUGCGAUCCCACCUGGUGAACGGGUAUUUCUCCGCAGCGCUUCUGACAAAGCUCAGAAAUGCGCCACGCCUGGAAAGGAAGAGGAAACUACAAAACCCGACACCGAAACACAGCUACAGACAGCUACAACAGCCUCCAACGAAGAGACCAAAGACGUCCAGGCACCACAGGAGGCUAAUGUUGCUUCCAACAAUGAUGAUGCGAAGGUCGACACCGAGACACCCACAGUCCCUGCCGCUUUCAACGGUACAGCCAUGGAAGUUGACACAGAAGCUCCCUUGAACGCAGCCCCACCAACCUUGAAAAACGAAGAGACGCAAGUCAAUACCGAGACAGAGUCGCAGACUGUCGCAGCAGCUUUCAAUGAGGAGGGUUCUGGAAUGACUCCAGACUUCAGCGUUAUUAUUGUCACCCCCGAUGGCAAGAAGAAUUCGAAUAGACUCAAGCGCCUAACCCCAACUCCUCAGCCCGAAUCUCAACCCCAAGCGAAACGCAAGCGAGGAAGACCUCACAAAAACCCCACUAAAGUACCUGAGCCUGAGCCUGAGCCUGAGCCUGAGCUCGCGCCGGAGGUGCCCGAACGCGAAGAAGGCGGGUCGGCACCCGCUCUUCUUUCCGAUUCAAACACCAUGGCAGUCGACCCUAUCACAUCCGCCCCUGACCUUUCUGCAUCUGCGGAAGAACCCAUCAAUGUCGAGACCAAAGAUGAGAUAGCCGGACAGCCUAUGGAAAAGGCCGAGACAUCCCCGGAGACUGAGCAGCACGACACCGAUACACCUGCAAGCUCUCAGCGGCAAGACUCAAAUCCUACUUCAUCUCAAACUACGGACAAUGAAUUAGAGGACAUCCUCGUCCCGAACAUCACGUCGCCUAACGGCCUCGCCGUGAAGAUCCUGCAGAUCGAUGGCCGCAUGCCCAAUGGCCGUGUUGCGAAUGGCUGGAAGGACAUCCGGUGCAUCCGAAACAACCAGGAUAUAGGAAGUCUCUUCGAUGUGCGAGAGGCUUGGUUCGUUCGGAAUGAACAGAAGUAG